This is a messenger RNA of Capra hircus (goat), 4990 nucleotides long. It is a transcript of the gene UBXN2B, whose product is annotated as UBX domain protein 2B. The coding region runs from base 17 to 1012 and encodes 331 amino acids. The transcript is spliced from 8 exons. Lineage: Eukaryota; Metazoa; Chordata; Mammalia; Artiodactyla; Bovidae. Gene Ontology annotation, cellular component: cytosol; nucleus. Gene Ontology annotation, molecular function: ubiquitin binding. The record is from RefSeq and is a predicted model, not a curated record. Gene Ontology annotation, biological process: membrane fusion; Golgi organization; autophagosome assembly.
CCGGGAGCGGUGAAAGAUGGCGGAGGGCGGCGGCGGAGAAGCGGGCGAGGAGGCGCCGAGGGCGGCGGGGCCGCGGCCCCCAAGCGCGCGGGACUUGCAGUUGGCCUUGGCAGAAUUAUAUGAAGAUGAAGUGAAAUGCAAAGCUUCCAAAUCUGAUAGACCUAAAGCUACAGCCUUUAAAAGCCCACAGACAGCACCUCAAAGGUUCUAUUCACGUGAGCAUGAAUGCAGUGGAUUACAUAUAGUUCAGCCUUCAACUGGAAAAAUUGUGAAUGAACUUUUCAGAGAGGCGAGGGAACACGGGGCCGUUCCUCUGAAUGAAGCCACAAGAGCCUCGGGUGAUGACAAAUCUAAGUCUUUUACAGGUGGCGGAUACAGAUUGGGUAAUUCCUUUUGUAAGCAGUCUGAAUACAUCUAUGGAGAAAAUCAGUUGCAAGAUGUUCAAAUUUUGCUUAAACUGUGGAGCAAUGGUUUCAGCUUGGAUGAUGGAGAGUUGAGACCUUACAGUGACCCAACAAAUGCCCAGUUUCUGGAGUCUGUUAAGAGAGGAGAAAUUCCCCUGGAGCUUCAGCGACUGGUUCAUGGAGGACACUUGAAUUUGGACAUGGAGGACCAUCAGGAUCAAGAAUACGUAAAGCCUAGGUUGAGGUUCAAGGCUUUUAGUGGAGAAGGACAGAAACUUGGAAGCCUCACACCUGAAAUAGUCAGUACACCUUCCUCCCCAGAAGAGGAGGAGAAGUCACUAUUCAAUGCAGUGGUUCUUAUUGACGAUUCCAUGCCAACCACCAAAAUCCAGGUCCGGUUAGCAGACGGGAGCCGUUUGAUACAGAGGUUCAACAGUACACACAGGAUCCUGGAUGUCCGGGACUUUAUCGUGCAGUCUCGUCCUGAAUUUGCAACUCUUGACUUUAUUCUCGUGACUUCGUUUCCAAACAAAGUGCUAACAGAUGAAAGCCUGACACUACAAGAAGCAGAUAUUCUUAACACUGUGAUACUGCAGCAGCUAAAAUGAUACUGUCCUACCUAUGUAGUAGCAUGUAGGAGUGGUAAUGUGCCAUAUUAGUGAGGAAAAUACUUAAGAGCGUAAAAAAUUAUUUUUUUUAUUUAUACAGGUAAAUUUUGACUUAAUUCUUCAAUCUUCCAGCUUUAGGACAGACAAAUUUGGACUAGGAAUAGAUCUUAAGGUAACAUAUGUUUGAAGUUUUAGCCAAAAGGGCUGGCUUCCAUUGAUAGCUUUUAAAUAUUCAGGCAAACCAAUUUGAUACAUGCUCAGAGUUAAUGUAACAGCACUUGUUUGCACAGAAAAUGAACAAAAUGCCAUUUUUGACAAAUUAAUUUGGUAAAAUUUGCACUAAAGUUUCUUGAUGCUGCGUUGAUCAGCAGCCAUUAAGAAAUCUGAUCAAACACUUUGAAAUAUUUUCUGUAAUAUAUACUGGAAAGUGUGUGUAUAUUCUGAUAUUUAAAUACUUGGGUCAUAUAGUAGUUAUUUCUCCUAGUAAGAUAAAUAAUUCCUUUCUACUUUCUGACUUAGCUAUUUUACUCAUGUCAGAAAGUACAGUUUCGCCUUGUGUUUUAUGACCAUCAUAAACCAGAAACAGACAUAAAGGUCAGCAGUUCUUGAGGAGGAGUAUGUUCAACUGCACUUGAAAGGAGAGUAACUACAGUCCCUGGCAGCGCCUGUCUUGAUCACCCCCUUUUAUUCAUUCAGCAAGUGUUUCUGGGGGACCCACCAUGUAUACUAAACACUGUUGUAAGUGUUCAACCCAGAGUGUAUUGUACUGCAAGACCAAACGAGGGCAGAAACAGAAGAAUGAUUUCCAUCAAAGAACGGAAGAGUCACCAGCGUCAAUGUCUGCGUUUCUGCUGGAGCCAAAUGUUUGCUGAGUGAGGGAGGAUGCAGCAGGAGUGAGAGAAGAGCUUAUUCUUCCCAACACCAUUUCAUCUCUGGUCACCUCUCCUGGCUUGUCUUUUAUUGCUGCUGUAACAAAUCACUACAGAUAUAGUGGCUUACAAUAGCCCAGGUUUCUUGUAUUUCUCUGGGUCUCAACAUGGGCCUCACUGGGCUACAGUCAGGUAUCAGCAGGGCACCGUUCCUCUUGGGAGGGUCUCGGGGAGAUGUGUGUCCUUGCUUUACCAGCUUCAAGCGGCCACCUGCAUGCCUGGGCCUGUGGCCCCCUCUCUUCGUCUCCAAAACCAGCAACACUGUAUCCCUCUGACUCCUCUGUCAUCACAUCUCUUUGAAAACAGCUGGGAAAGAUUCUCUGUUUGUUGUGUUUAUCAGGUGAUCCUGGAUGCUCUCCCCAUGUAAGGUCUCCAUAGUAACUGGAUCCUUGAGGUCCCUUUGAUCGUGAAAGGUGAUGGAUCACAGGUUCCCUCCAGUGCACCAGUGCUCAUCUCUUGCCUCUUCAGCUGGCAUCCAUCCCUUCACUGUGGCCAAGCCCCUCAUCUUGGCUUCUGUCCUUACGGCUUUUGCCUCCAGCUUUGAUUCUCCUUUCUUCUAAGGGCCCUGGCGAUUACAUUUGCUUUACCUGGGUACUCUAGGAUAAUCUCGCCUCAAAUGUGUGACUUAACCCCAUCUGCAGAAUGUCUUCUACCAUAUCGGCUGACAAAUUAAUUGGCUUGCGGAUUAGAACAUGAACAUUUUGGGAGGCCGUUCUGUCUACUGCAAUCCACUUCUGUCCCAAAGAUCCACAUUCCACCCUGAAAGGUGCUCAAGAGCUUCAACCCACUGCAGCACUAGCUUAAAAGUGCAGUUUUACCUGGAUCUCAUGAACUCAGAUGUCCCGAAUCUCAUUUAAAUCAUGUAAACCAAGUGUGAGUGAACAUCUGGUAUGAGUGAUUCCUGGGACACAAUUUCUCUGCAUCUGUGAACCUAGAAAACCAGUUAUAUAAUGGCAACAGGCAUAGAAUAACCGUUCUAGACAUUCCUGUUUAAAAAAAAAGAAAAUGGGGUGGAAGCAGGAGCAGCUGCCAGUGCCAAGCACUUCAUAAGCUCAGCCAGCCACACUCGGCUUGAAGGCCUGGAAACAACCUUCUGUGACACAGCAGCCUUUCUAGGUGUGUGACUUUCUCUCAGAGACCUCUCCCCGCUCCCCCCCCUUUUUCAUGAAAGGUGGUGGGUAUUUGCAGCCAAGUAAUUCUAUCAGCUUGUAAUGUCUGUGUAAUUGUAGGAGGCUGAGCCAUGUUUUUUUGUUUCAUGUUGUCUCUGUCCUCUUUAAGAAAGCAGUGUCUGCUGAUGUAACAUUCUCGAGACGUGUGGAUCGUCUGUGUAUGGUACAGAGAUUCACUCCAUUAGACCACAGGCUCCUUCCAGAGCUUUCCUAGGUAAUCCAGCUGUUUCUGGCUGGCUGUGACCUUCUCUUUCUUUCUCAGGUAUAAGCAGAAGGUCAUAGGCCGCAGGCUCAUCUCUUUCCCUAGAGCAGGCCUCAGCUCAGUUCAGUCGCUCAGUUGUGUCCUACUCUUUGUGACCCCCUGAAUCGCAGCACGCCAGGCCUCCCUGUCAUCACCAACUCCCGGAGUUCACUCAAACUCAUGUCCAUCAAGUUGGUGAUGCCAUCCAGCCAUCUCAUCCCCUGUUGUCCCCUUCUCCUCCUGCCCCCAAUCCCUCCCAGCAUUAGAGUCUUUUCCAAUGAGUCAACUCUUCGCAUGAGGUGGCCAGAGUAUUGGAGUUUCAGCUUCAGCUACCUAAAAGUAAAUCUUUGCAUUUUAAUGUCUUUGCCAUAAGCUAAGGAUUUCCAGGUCAAGUCCUGUUUCCCUUUUUUUUUUUUUAACAGUCCUUCCCUCAACUUAAUCUAUUUUUUCUCACAUUAGACUAUAAUCAGCAAGAAGAAAGCAGGCUGCCCCUUGCCACACCACUCAGAAAUCUCUUCAGCUGAGAGUCUUGAGAUUCUCUCAUGCCCCUUUCUUUCCACACAGCUGCAGUCACAAUGCUAAGCUUCCUGCCACUGAUUCACUGGAAUCUCUCUUCCUUCAUUUUCCUGCGGCACAGGCCUCAUUUCCUCCCGAACUUUUUAAAAGAUCCUUUUUUCCAGUAACCCUGUCCGCACAGCCACAUAGCUGUUCUCUGCCACGUGCUUUGGCUCUCUGCCACGCUCCUUUGAGUUCUUCCACCCUCUUCCCACUGCCCAGGUCCAAGGCCACUCCUGCAUUUCUGUGUCCUUGUUAACGGCAGCACCCACUUGGUCUCUGGAAAACUCCACUCUGCAGGUUGACCUGCAUGUGCCAGUAGGAGCUUUGGAUGUCACGUUUCACUGGGGGCUUCACUUCAAGGAGCUGAGUUUGCCUAUGUGAGGCAGACAGUGGGAGGGCUCCCAGACCUGCCCACCUGCCAGUGUUGGCCUCACCACUGCAGAGAAAACUUGUGCUCAGUGUCAUAAAAGAAGCAGCGUAUUCCUAAGACUUCUCAGAAUAGGAAGCUCAGUUCCUUCCCGCUGGUUGGAAACAACGUGGAGAAUGCAGACGUGACGGUUCAGUCAGUCUCUGCAGGGAAGGGUUACCGGGUGUAAGCUACGCUUCCAAGGAGCAGAGUCAUAGCCAUAUGGAAAUAAUAAUCUGCAACAGGUGAACAUUUUAAAUAAGGGCAUUGCCCUGUUUUUGAUUAACAAAACGGAGAAAACCUGUAAAAUUAUUUGAAGUUUUAUUCUUGUAGUUUCUUUUAAUCAGGUGGAGUGCCUGUAGGUGCACAUACAUGAAUGACUGCCGUUCUUGUAUAUAAUAGUUUUCCAAAAUAGAUUCUCGUUGGGAGGGAGAACUAAACAGCCAGAGGGGUGAAAAUUAUUUUCACCUGUUCUACAAAGCAUUUGCUUUCUUCAGAGUUCUCCUGAAUUCUUUUUACUGUUGCGGUCACUGUAACUUUUUAAAAUUUAUAAUUCCGUUAGAAGAGAUUGUUAACAAUAAACAACCAUGUGUGACGUCAGUUUUGCAUGAUGUGUGUAAUCAAGAAAGUUUUAAAUGUGUGCUUACCAAUAAAGAAUGUUUUCACUGGAAGUCA